Messenger RNA from Tupaia belangeri chinensis (Chinese tree shrew), 892 nucleotides. It is a transcript of the gene LSM2, whose product is annotated as LSM2 homolog, U6 small nuclear RNA and mRNA degradation associated. The transcript has 5 exons. The coding region runs from base 255 to 542 and encodes 95 amino acids. The record is from RefSeq and is a predicted model, not a curated record. Gene Ontology annotation, cellular component: catalytic step 2 spliceosome; P-body; U4/U6 x U5 tri-snRNP complex. Gene Ontology annotation, molecular function: RNA binding. NCBI's taxonomy places the organism in Eukaryota, Metazoa, Chordata, Mammalia, Scandentia, Tupaiidae. Gene Ontology annotation, biological process: mRNA splicing, via spliceosome.
CCGGGAGGAAGUCGGGAGGCAGGAAGCUCCGCCCCUCCACCGGCGGCACCGCCCCUCGGCUCUGCCCCGCCCGCUUCCACCGGCCCACGAGGUCGGCGCGCGCUGCCUUUCCGUACUCCGAGCUUUUCGCCGCCUUUCCCGCUGCGCCUGCGCGACCCUGUCCCGCCCCACGCGCGGGUCCCCCCUCGGCCCCCGCCCCGCGGCAGCCGGCCGUCUCCUUCCCGGUCCCGCCUGCCGACUCCAGCGACAGCACCAUGCUUUUCUACUCCUUCUUCAAGUCCCUUGUGGGCAAGGAUGUGGUGGUGGAACUCAAGAAUGACCUGAGCAUCUGUGGAACCCUUCAUUCUGUGGACCAGUAUCUCAACAUCAAACUGACUGACAUCAGUGUUACGGAUCCUGAGAAAUACCCUCACAUGUUAUCGGUGAAGAACUGCUUCAUCCGGGGCUCCGUGGUCCGCUAUGUGCAGCUGCCAGCAGAUGAGGUGGACACACAGUUGCUACAGGAUGCAGCAAGGAAGGAAGCCCUGCAGCAGAAACAGUGAUGGCUCCUCUCCCUUCCCUGCCAUCCUCCAUCGGUGACUUACAACCUCAUGUUCCAGCCCAGGACAUCCCCUUCAUACUUGAGUUUUUGUUUGUUUUUAAUAGGGGUGGUUUCGGGAUUUUUUUUUAAGGGACAAUGGAAAUACUAGUCCGCAGCACUAUCCUCUGUUGAGAAGGGAGUAAUUAGGAUGGGGAACUGCAAAGCCUUUCCCAGUCCCCAGCACCUGCCUCUCCCAAAGCACCUUCCCUGGAGACAGGAGGUUCCUUGGUCUUUCCAGGGCAGCCUGUGAUUCAUUGUGAGGAUGGAAGGAAUCUGUCCCGCAUCGGGAAUAAAAUUCGUGAUGCAAAUAUG